Molecule: messenger RNA, 1518 nt
Organism: Lodderomyces jiufengensis
Lineage: Eukaryota; Fungi; Ascomycota; Pichiomycetes; Serinales; Debaryomycetaceae
Exons: 1
Coding region: 1-1518 (505 amino acids)
Source: RefSeq, a predicted model, not a curated record
AUGGAAAAUGAUUAUGAUUCAAUAAAUUUAGCAUCUACAGUUAAAAGUCAAAUAAUAAGUAAUUUAGGUAAUAAUGAACCAACUUCAAAUCUACUAGUGUCAGUUGCAAACGAUGAAAAUGAAUAUGAAUUAGAUCCGGAAGAAUUUAUAUCGAGUAAAGAAGAAGAUAAGAUAGACGAAGAUCAACUUAUUGGUUCAUUAAGUAGCGUAUUAGAGUCAGUUACCAAACCGCCGGUAGUGAAUCAAAAUUACAAUGAACCAAUACAGCAUCUAGCUAAAAGAAUCCAAUAUUUGCAACAAGACUUAUUGGAAAAGUCACAUAAUUACCCUAACUCACUAAGUACUGGGGAUAAUAUAGAUCAAUUAAGAAAAUCAAUACUACAAAUAUUUCAUCAAUUAUCAGAAUGUCAUUACUCAUUAAACGAACUAUAUUUAAAAGAUGCAACAUAUACUCGAUCAAUAGAAGAUUAUUUCAAAUCUUGGGAUAUUAAACGUGAAAAAGUUUUGAAAAAAAUCAAACAUAUUAAAAGUGAUCAAAGUCAAUAUGGAUCUAAAUUAGUUAAAUUAAUAAAUGAAUCAAAUGAUUUAGAUGAAGAAAUAGAUGCAUUACAAAUGAAAUUAUCAAUGAUGAAAGAGAAAAAAUUAUUGCUAAAUAAAGAAAUUGAAAGUGCCACAAGUAUAAUUGAAAGUAAGACAUCGUCAUAUAUAGAAGGAUUCAAGAACCUAGAAAGUCAAGGAAAAGACGUGCUAUAUACAUAUUUACAAAACGAUGGUAUAUCUGAAGCUCAAAUUGCCACACUCGUUAAACAAACACCAAUAGAUCUUUCAUUCCUGGUACCUGUGAAUGUUACUAAAGAAAACCCAAUAUCAGCAUCAGAAGCUAAGCAGGAAGCUCCCGGACCAGUCAUGGGGAUGCAGCCGUAUAAUCCAGAACCUAAUACCUCAACAACUCCACCAUCAGAAAUGAAUCAUGAUCAUGGACCAACAGCAUACGAAAAAGGUUAUAUACGAGGAUCUCAAAAUUCAUCAAUACUAAAGCAACAAAUUCAAGACAUACUCAACAAAUUUGUACAUACAUCAACUCCCAAUGCCAAUAAUAGAACAAACUCAAAACUUAAUGAAUAUUCAAAUACAUUAGUGUCUCAAUUGGAUAUAGAUACAAUAAAAGCGUAUCUUCUACAUAGAUUUCAAGCAUUAAAUGAUCAAGUUUUGACUACAUCUCGACAAGCUGCUAUUUUUAAUGAAUACGAUAAACAAUGGUCAAAUGUACAACAAGUACUCACAUCACAAGAAGAAAAUCUCGAGUCAAUCUUAAGUCAAUCAACUACAAAUAGUGAUAAAACACCUAUAUUAAAAAUUCUAAAAUCAACAAAAGAACUGCUUAUAAAACUUUGUAAUAUAAAUGAAGAUGCUAUUUUUUCAGACUUUAUAAAUGAUGAAAUUGAAGCUAUAGAGAAAGGUAUAAGUUUGAUAUCAGAAGAAACAAAUCAUGUUGCUAACAGUAAGAAAAAGAAUUAA